AGAAAAAUCGGUCGGAAAAAUAAAGGCCUCAAAUGCCAUUCGGGUUGCAAUCUUCUUCUCGCAUCUGCGGUUCAGCUACUAGCACUCCCGACGCGAAGAUCUGGAGUUCUGGAGUGACUGCUUCCUCGACAAUGAUGCAGCAGCUGAGAUGGGACUCGUGUCAAUGAAUGCACCUUCUCAUAUCAUCGCUUUGCGCCGCUUUUGCUUCCAUUUCAUUCUCUGCAGGCUGCAGCCGAAGGCUCUCGCCUCUGCGGCUCCUGCGCCAUCUGUCGGGCAAGAGGGAGGGUGGAGAGCACCGUCUGUUGACAGAUGGCGUCGACAUGCCGCCACAGAUCACCGCGGGUCCUCAACGUCGAGCAUCGUGUUCGUGCGCAGCAGCCUCCGGUCAAGAGAGUCAAGGCAGCAUCAGCAAAAACCGACAACGCUGCCCCAACCACCCUUCGGACGCCUCAGCGCAAUGCAGCGAAGAGGACAGCGCAGCCGUCCUGGUCUUCUCAGCUCGAUGUGCCGGACAUCGUCGCUGCCAGUGGGAGAGGAAGGACCAGUUCGACAGCCUCACUUGUGACCGAUGUGAACCUCGCCUGGCACAAGAGGGACCCACACGAACUCGAUGCGCUGUUCGAAAGGGUGCUUGUCUCAUUCCCGCUUUUAUCGGCUGUCGAUUUGGCGACUACGGCUCACAACUUCUGCAAAGGCCAUGUCAAGAACCACGCCCUGUGGGUGCGUUUCUUCCGGCAGCUGGCUGCACGAGCAGGUGAGCUGUCAGCCCGAGAUGUGUCGCUGAUGCUCAACGUGGCGACACGAGUGGGCAUCCAUCCGCGGCACCUGGACAUGACGGAGCCCCUCGGCCCCGAGGACCCGUCACCUCUGCAGCUGCUGGCUGAACAGAGCGCUCGAUGUGCGGGAGAGAUGUCCGAACAAGGUGGGUGGGUAACUGGGGACGGAUUGACGGCGGCCAGCAUCGUGCCUGUCAAUGUAUGUUUGUCUGCAUGUCAGGACUGGGAUUGACCAUGAAUUCAUUAUCCAAGAUAUGGGGGCCCGUGACGGCGAAGAAGGCAGCAGCAGCAACAACAGACGGCAGCAGCGACGAGACUCAGCAUGAUCUCGUGAACAGCCGCCCUGUGCCUGUAUGGCUCCACAACGUCCUCGCGACCCUGACGGUCCACAUCCACAGCAAGGCCGCUGGCCGUCUGUUCAGCGCUCCGAAUGUGGCCAAUGUUCUGCUCAGCUACGGGCGCUUCGGGUACCAGCCCCGUGAGUGCAUCGAGGCGGUGAUCGGGCUGAUUCCGGACGUAAUUGGCGAGAUGACGACGCAGAACCUGGCCAAUGUGGCCACUGCACUGCCGGUAGGGAUGGGCUGGCUGAUGGAGGGAGAUUGGGAGGCUGGAGUGCGUAUGUGCGUCUGUCUUGUUCUUUCUUUCUUCAGCUGCUGAGUCUGCCGGCAUGCAGCCUGCUGCAGACAUGUGAUUUGAUCGAGCAACGUACUGUGGGGCGGCUCGACGAGUUUCGCGUGCCGGAGCUGUCAGCCAUCAGUAAGCCAGCCAGGAGCCUCCGCCACCACAGAACCGUUAAGUUGUUUCUCCCUCCUCCUUUCUUUUUGCAGCUUUGUCGCUGACGCGUCUUCGUGUGGCCGCCGUUGGCUCGUCUGACCCCUCGGGCCCCUCCCCUAGCGACCUCCUGGACAGCCUAGCGCGCCACAUCCCUCCCCGAGUGCGUGAAGGAGGGCUGAGUGCAGCUGAUCUGACCAUCCUGGCGUCCACGCUGUCGCAAGCCACACAGGAGAUCGGACAUGGGAGGUGGAGGGGCUCCAAGGGCGACCAGCGGCUGCAGGCAAAGGCGUACGCGGCCAUCGCCGAUGGGAUCUUCAAUAUGUGAGCAGUGUUAAAGGGCCAAACAACGAAGCAAUGCCCCGCCGUGUUUCCGCCUUUUCCUGUCUGACCAGGUGUGGUGACGGUAUGUCUCAUCUGAGCCUGCAGCACCUGUCUGUGUUGGUCAAUGCCUUCGCCAAGGGCGCGCUGACCAACCCAUCCUACCACCGGAGCUUCUCAGGCCAUGCUGACAGCCAGGCACCCAUCCGAUUUCUCACCCCGGUGGCAACGCGUCUUCGUCAGCUGCUACCCUCCCUGCCCCAGCCGCCUGAUCCAUCGAAUCGGCCCCUGUCGUCAGCGUCGUCUCGCGACAUUCGUGCCACGUGUCGGCAUCUGGCGAUUCUGCUGUCGGGGUGGGCCAAGAUCUUCGGGGAACUGGAGAGUGACGACGACAGGCAAAACGAUGGGAUGUCGUCAUUUGGCAUCGGGGAAUGGGUCGAGCCUGGGCUGGUGGAAGAUCUCGCGACUGAGGUGAGUGGGGAGGGAUGGGCAGCAGCACAGGGACGGAUGGAUGGAUGGAGACCGUCUUUUCUUCGGUGUUCAGGUGGCGGCGCGUGUGGACUUCUUCUCGCCGCUUCAUUUGGCGAUGGCACUCAACUCAUUGGACCUGCUGCAAGUGAGCCAGAACGCAUCGGACUUGCAGUGACCCCACAUGGAUGGAUGGAUGGAUGCCGCUUACUGCAGGCGUUGCCAUCGCCAUUGGCCUCGGCGGCUGCUGUGCGUGGCAGCGGGUGGCUGGACAGAAGCCUCGCAGACGCAAAGGAUGCCCACUCGACCUCAGGUUGGUCCUAGGGCACAAAGCAGCUUUGUUGUCUCCUUGGAAUGAUAUGUGAUUGAAUCCUUUUUUUCUGAUCGUGUGCAGAGCUUGGCGACAUGUGUCUGCUGCUGGGGAUGGCCCUCACCAACUCAGACGGACAGGUGCAAUGCUACACAAGCACGCCCACAUGCCCAAGCCCCGGCUGCCUCAUCGAGCGAUCAUCUUUGUGCUUGGUGCAGCAUCUCCAUUUCUUCCAUCGCCUAAGUGCCUUCAUCCACGCCAACCUCAGCACCAUCCCGCCCCGCGCCACGACAUUCCUUCUGUCACUGCUGUCCAAGAACAGCCCGCUGAUCCUACCUAUUACAAACCCAGCCGCUGCAGCCCCCAUCGGUGAAGACGGCCGAGUGUUGGACAGCAGCAGCUAUGGCCCCAUCACUGCCGCGAGAGAUCGUGAGGCUUUCGACGACAGUCGUGUGUUUGUGGGGCGGGUGGUGGAUGUGAUACUGAUGUCGAGUGGUGGUGGUGGUGGUGUUGAUAGGGAGAGGGCGGAUGGGAGUGUGGAUGACCCUGCGUUGGGGCAGAAGGGCAGCCAUCGGCUGCCGCCCCCCAUGGAGCAGGUCGGGCCCAUCAGGCCUCUGCAUUUGUCGGUAGGAAGACGCAAAAAUGACGACACUGUCGUGGAAGGGGCACAAGGGUUAUCGAGGUUUGUCGGCGCCGUCCUUUGUUGUGUGUGUGCAGAACUUGUUGAUAACCUUCACACAGCUGGACCUGCCUGAGUACUCGGUGAAGCUCAUGUUCCAGCUGCCCCACUCGGCCUUCCACAGCAGAGGCAUCCAGGUACGUACGAACCAACAAAGCACCAUAUUCGUCUCUUUUGUGUAUCGCCUGUCUGUCGACUGCCUCCUCUAGAAUUUGAGCCUCCUGCUGCUGAAUUCGGUGCUGUAUGCCCUCGCCAGCACCGCAGCGGCCUUCACCUCGCCAAUGCCGCCAUCGCCGACCCCUGGCAUCCGCUGUCGCUUCCCUCGUUUCACGAAAACGGCCCUGGGACUCUUCCUGGACCGCUACAAAGCGAAUGGUGCCGAUGCCAGCAAUGGUGGCAGUGGCUGGAGUGUUGAGAGGAACAGGGGGGAGAGUGAGGACGAGUCAGCCUUAUCGGGGUUUUCCGUCUGCCUGCACACACUGGUGUUGUUGGGGCCCUUGUUGGACAGGCCAGGCCAUUUGUGUGAGGGGUUAGGUCUGAGAGCUCUGCAGCUGCAGAGUUUGGUUGGGGCGAAUGAGCUGAUAAGUCGGCAGCAAGAGGGAUAGAUAGAUCGGGGUAGACGGGGGAUGGAUGGGCAAGGUGUGCGCGCUGUUUGUCGUUUGUUGAUGCGAACAUACCAUGAGCAAG
Molecule: messenger RNA, 4012 nt
Organism: Vitrella brassicaformis
Lineage: Eukaryota; Vitrellaceae
Source: the annotation of a GenBank genome assembly